This is a messenger RNA of Drosophila innubila, 1433 nucleotides long. RefSeq names its product peptidoglycan-recognition protein LA (gene PGRP-LA). NCBI's taxonomy places the organism in Eukaryota, Metazoa, Arthropoda, Insecta, Diptera, Drosophilidae. The record is from RefSeq and is a predicted model, not a curated record. Gene Ontology annotation, molecular function: N-acetylmuramoyl-L-alanine amidase activity; zinc ion binding. The transcript is spliced from 5 exons. The coding region runs from base 423 to 1322 and encodes 299 amino acids. Gene Ontology annotation, biological process: peptidoglycan catabolic process.
UUCUCAGUCGUUGAAGUGACGGGUUCAGGUGCGGCAGUUGUUGCUUUGCUAAAAGCUUAAAGAGUCUAGACUUUAGCGUCUCGUUCGGAUAUAGUCGGAUGUAGCUUGUUUACACCUAUUUGUUGUACUUGCAACACUACAAUUUGCCACACAACAAUUUCGUGCAAUUAUUCGACACGCAAAUUGCAAAUGACUCAACCAAAUUAUCAAUAAAAAUUAGUUUAAUUUUUAUUUAUGUAUGCGUAAUCUAAUAAAUUACUACAAAUAACAAGAAAAAAAGUAAAAGUGUUAGUGUGUGUGUGUAUGUGUCGAUAAGCAUUUGUGUGCUUGCUGCUGUUAUACGGGCAAACAACAGUUAUACAAACCACAGAAAAAAAACCUUAAUCAGUCUAUCGGUCAGUCGUUCUGUCGUUCGGUCAAUCAUGAAGCUGCUACUCAAAGUGCACGGCGAGCGAACAGCGCGAAAUCGUCGAACACCUGAACGCACCUACAGAGCAGCAUCCGCAACAAGAAUCAACAGCAGUAACAAUCCGAGUAACAGUAAGAGUAACAGCAGCAAAAAGCAGAAAUCGAUGCGUUUGACACGAAAUACGAUUUUACUGAUGCUGCUGCUGCUUUUGGUGCUGAUAACGGCGAUUGUGAUUGUGUUUGUGGAGCUGAAUCGCACACAUGUCGGCGAACUGGCAUUGGCCAAUAAAUCCAUCUACUUUGGCAACACCUACGAGGAUGGCACGUUUCCAAAUUUAGGAAAUGGUCAUCUCGUUAUCGAGCGUGUACAAUGGGGCACCUCCGAAACACCCAUAAAGCUAAAAAGACCGUUACAUCGGCCAGUUCCCUAUGUGCUCAUCACACACAUUGGAGUGCAGUCUGUGCCAUGCUACAAUCUCUACAAAUGCUCCAUCAAAAUGAGAACGAUACAGGAUGCGGCAAUUGCCGAGAAGAAUCUACCCGAUAUACAGUCCAAUUUUUAUGUUUCCGAUGAGGGCAACAUUUAUGUGGGACGUGGCUGGGACUGGGCCAACACGUAUGCCAAUCAAACACUGGCCAUUACUUUUAUGGGCGACUAUGACCGAUAUAUUCCAUCAAGCAAACAGCUUGAGGGUGUUCAAUACCUUCUUGCCCAUGCGGUGGCCAAUCACAAAUUGGAUUUCAACUACAAGCUGGUCGCCCAAAAUCAGACGAAAACAUCGAGAAGCCCUGGCAUCAAUGUGUAUCGUGAGAUAAGUAAAUGGCGCCAUUUUUAUCCCUGCGAUAAAAAACUGGGACCCAGAUGUGGCAUGGAACUGGGCAUGACGGAUGCCGCCUGGAAUAGUAACCAGUAACUGUACAAUGGAGAUAACUGAUUGCAAUCAGAAACAGACUUUAAGCCAAGCUUUAGUAUUAAGACGACAACUGUGCAACAAAUAUGAAAAAAUGUAAACCAAAUAAACAAA